CCAAGCAGACGAAAACUUUGUAUACAUUGCGUGCUUAGCCUCUUAGUAUAGUCUAUAGUGCCUCGAUGCAUGCCGCCAUGCGUUGUAUACAGCGUGGUUGGCGUCCUGUUCUAGUGCGAUUUGUCUAACAUUUACUCUCUCGCCGACUCUCCACGCUGCCAGUUCAUCAAUAUCGUGCAUCGGUUGCGCGUGGGAAGUAAUAAUUUAUAGUUUUUUCGUUGUAAAAAUGGACGAACGUGCCAAAGUUGAUCGUCAAGAUAGAGAUAAAGAGCGAGACCGCAGUGACAGAGGUAAGGACAGAAAAAGUGACAGAGACAGAGGCAAAGAGGGGGAGCGAGAUCAUGGGAACAGAGACAAGGAUAAGAAACGCAGAUCGCGCAGCAAAGAACCAAGACGUCGUUCCAGAUCUAGGAACAGAAGUAGAAGGUCGAGAGAUCGCAAGAGAAGCGCUUCGCCACGUGAUAAGAAAAGUGGCGGCGGCACCAAACGAAGAAAGCCAUCGCUCUAUUGGGAUGUCGCUCCGCCGGGAUUUGAGCACAUCACCCCGAUACAGUACAAGGCCAUGCAGACAGCCGGUCAAAUUCCAAUUAAUCCUAUGCCUGAUAUACCGCAAGCUGCUGUACCCGUUGUCGGUAGUACGAUCACCCGACAAGCUCGACGAAUUUACAUUGGCAACUUACCUUUCGGUGUUACGGAGAAAGAGAUGAUGGAGUUUUUCAAUCAAAAAAUGCACCUUUCCGGUUUGGCUCAAGCUGAUGGGAAUCCAGUCCUUUCGUGUCAGAUUAAUCUCGAUAAGAAUUUUGCAUUUCUAGAAUUUCGUUCUAUCGACGAAACUACUCAGGCGAUGACGUUUGAUAAUAUCGAGUUCAAGGGUCAAAUUUUGAAAGUCCGCCGCCCUCACGAUUAUCAGCCAAUGCCCGGGAUGGGCGACACUGGUGGCUCGAGCGUUCCAGAUUCACCUCAUAAAAUUUACAUCGGUGGUUUGCCUAUUUACUUGGGAGAGGAUCAAGUGAAGGAGUUGCUCAUGGCCUUUGGGCCACUACGUUCCUUCAACUUGGUGAUGGACUCGGCGACCGGUUUAUCCAAGGGCUUCGCAUUCUGUGAGUAUAUGGACGUGUCAGUAACAGACAUGGCAAUCGACGGGCUUCGAGAUAUUCAACUGGGCGACCGGAAAAUCAUCAUACAGAGGGCAAGUGUUGGUGCUAAAAAUGCUCUGGCAGGCACUCAAGCACCGGUGCAAAUCCAAGUGCCUGGAUUGUCUGCUGUUGGCGCUGCUGGACCGGCUACGGAAAUAUUAUGUUUGUUGAAUAUGGUUACACCCGACGAAUUGAUGGAGGAAGAAGAAUACGAAGAUAUCUUGGAGGAUAUUAAAGAGGAAUGCAACAAAUAUGGUGUGGUUCGUUCGCUUGAAAUUCCGAGACCUAUUGAAGGGGUCGAAGUUCCUGGAUGUGGAAAAGUAUUUGUCGAGUUCAAUAGUGUGCUGGACUGUCAAAAAGCGCAACAGGUUCUUAGUGGACGGAAGUUCAGUAACCGUGUUGUAGUAACGUCAUACUACGAUCCUGACAAGUAUCAUAGAAGAGAAUUUUAAUACUAAUUACCUUUUUUAUUAAUUCACAUAUUCUAAUACAUGGACAAUUUUUCAAUAAUUUUAUUGUUAUUUGACUUUCAAACAGUACGAUUAUCACCUAUGCUUUGUGUAUAUAUGACAUCAAUCGAUUUCCAAAUAAUUUGUGUACAAAUUAUAACGAUGUUCAUUUUUGUUUGUGAAAAUAAACUUUUUAAUUAAUUUUUUAAUAAAGGAAUUUUUUAA
This is a messenger RNA of Phymastichus coffea, 1810 nucleotides long. RefSeq names its product splicing factor U2AF 50 kDa subunit-like. Lineage: Eukaryota; Metazoa; Arthropoda; Insecta; Hymenoptera; Eulophidae. The transcript has a single exon. Gene Ontology annotation, cellular component: U2AF complex; U2-type prespliceosome; nuclear speck. Gene Ontology annotation, biological process: mRNA processing. Bases 227 to 1588 code for a protein of 453 amino acids. Gene Ontology annotation, molecular function: pre-mRNA 3'-splice site binding; poly-pyrimidine tract binding. The record is from RefSeq and is a predicted model, not a curated record.